This is a messenger RNA of Haliotis rufescens (red abalone), 878 nucleotides long. Its product is annotated as C-type mannose receptor 2-like. The record is from RefSeq and is a predicted model, not a curated record. Lineage: Eukaryota; Metazoa; Mollusca; Gastropoda; Lepetellida; Haliotidae. The transcript has 4 exons. The coding region runs from base 83 to 862 and encodes 259 amino acids.
GGAGUUUGCCGUCGAUAUUGUGUCUUCGUUAGCAACUUCUGUCAAUAAUGAAUACCCCACCACGACAGUUGUCAGUUAAUUCAUGAUGAUUCAAGACGAACAUGUGAGACUGGCGUUUUUCUUCUUAACACUGGUUUCCAUUUGCAAGGCAUCAUGUCAACAAGAGGGACACCUGAUAUCCAACGCGCGAAUUAUUAGAUCAUCUUUCCAUAUACUUUCUACACCUGGCAUAAACUCGUGUGUAGCGAACUGCCAAAUGCAUGUGAUAUGUAGAUCGUUCAGCUACCACAUCCUCAGCCAUGUCUGCUAUCUUAACUAUGUGGACACCAACUCAUCAAGUAUAAUAAUGAGCAGUGAAGAUGGCUAUGUAUCUAGUGACAUCAGCACCUGGAGUAAGAGAUUGGACGGACCCUGCAGUGCAGUGACGUGCGGUGUACAUGACAGAUGUACUGUGGACAGAACAGGCGUCGAUGCAUGCUCUCCGGUGUCUAUUAGUGGCGAUCAUCCCUACAUUCUUGUUCUUAAUACGUCUGUGUGGGAGACGGCAAGGCUGAACUGUAUGUCUUCAUUUGGAGGACACCUGGCAAUUGUGGACUCCAUUGACAAGAUCAACUUUCUGACAGUAUUAAUUAAUGCUACAGGAGACUUCUUCCUCAGAAAGUUCUACAUCGGUGCCUCGGAUAUACAGGAGGAAGGCAGCUGGAGAUGGAUGGAUGGGAGUCCCCUAAACUUCACGUACUGGAGACCCGGACAACCAACAAGCACGCCUGAUCAGGACUGCCUUGCGUGGAAAUUUGGCGAUGGAUGGAGAAACCGCCCAUGCACAGAUAACAUCUUCUCUAUCUGUGAAAGGUCGUUUUAAACAAAUUAAAUCUGAA